UAUAUGACUGGUCUCAGACAGUAUUAGAUACAAUGAACAAUUGGAUUGUACAGCAGUAGGCUAUAGAUCAUAUACCAGGAUUGUUUGGAAUCAGAUAUCUGCCUGUCUCCUCUUUCAUUGGCUGUGAUGACGAUUUGUGAUAAACUCCUCCACAUUCUUCUCAGCCUGUCUCUGCUUAGCUGCGCGUUCUCUCGGGACCCAGAGCUUUCCAGUGUGAGCUUGUGGGGGAAGAUGGCUGACUUCACGGGGGGGUGCGGCUACUGGCAGUUGAGUCCGGACCUCACCAUCCCCGCCUUGGAGGAGCUCAGCGUGUGUCUUCACCUCCAGCUGCACGUCGGGACACCGGCGUGGACAGCCUUUGUAUACCGCCACCCUGAUGGUCAGCGGACCGAGCUGGGCCUGGAGGGUCAGGAGGGCCUGGUCCACGCUUGGCUGUUUGGGGUACGCCGGUCCGCCCUGGUCCACCUGCCCAUCGGCCACUGGCACUACAUCUGCUUGACGUGGUCCGGGACGUCUCAACCGCCGACCCUCUAUGUCAACGGGACCAGCUUGGAAUUGGCAGCCCAUGUCGCCGAUCCGCUCCCGUCCCCUCUGGGGUACAGGCUGGCCUCCAACGGCACGCUUACUCUUGGGGUCUCCCACUACUUGGCCCGAGGGGAGAUGCUCGUGGAGAAUGGGACCAACUUGAUUGGCCGUGUGUCCCUGUUCCGCAUGUGGGGACAGGCUCACACUCCCGAGCAGGUGUCUGGGCUGAACUGCACAGAGGGGAAUAAGGUACGCUGGGAUGCUGUUGACUGGCUCACCCAGAGCUGCCCUCCCGUCCCAGACUCCCAUCUACACUGUGGUGAGGGCAGGAGACUAUUUUAAUUUUAUAUCCCUUUUGAUUGUCUGUAAUAAAUGUGCAUUGAAUAUGAUUGUGCACGGAAUAGUUUAUUGGUGUCGGCUGUUAUGAGCAAGCUUCCAGUCAUCGAUCCACAUCUUUGGUGACCUCCUGGGAUGUUCCUGUUAUACGUAUGGACCGAAGUUCAAAUAUUGAUCUUGUGUCCUCAUUUCAAUGAGAAACAAUCACAUGGUGCUUAAA
Molecule: messenger RNA, 1081 nt
Organism: Esox lucius (northern pike)
Lineage: Eukaryota; Metazoa; Chordata; Actinopteri; Esociformes; Esocidae
Product: adhesion G-protein coupled receptor G4-like
Exons: 3
Coding region: 127-867 (246 amino acids)
Source: RefSeq, a predicted model, not a curated record